GGUGAAAUGAAGUCUCGGUGUUGGUCCACUCUCCGGCCCCUGUGGCCGUUGCUGUUAGCUGGACUCUUUCUGUCGGCAGGGGCCCUGGAGUUCGGCGGCGCUCCCGGCCAGUGGGCGCGUUACUCCCGUUGGGAAGCAGGAUCGAUCGGGGAGCUCAGCUUCAGCCUGAAGACCAAUGUGAGCAAGGCUCUGGUUCUGUACUUGGACGACGGUGGGAACUGUGACUUCUUGGAGCUGCUCAUCGGCGAAGGACACCUUCAGCUCCGAUUCGCCAUCCACUGCGCCGAACCGGCCAGCCUGCAGAUGGAGACCCGCGUCAACGACGACCGCUGGCACAUGGUCCUGCUCACCCGAAACUACCGCGAGACCAUGCUGAUGGUGGACGGGGAAACCAAAGUGGCUGAAGUCCGUUCCAAGCGCAAAGAAAUGGCCGUCGUCAGCGACCUCUUCGUAGGGGGGAUUCCCCCGGACGUACGGCUGUCCGCGCUCACGUCCAGCACGGUGAAAUACGAGCCUCCCUUCAUGGGCCUGAUCUCCAACCUGAAGGUGGGCGAGAUGCCUCCCUCUCUUCUCAACAGCAACGGCAUUCACAACGAUCUGGAGUAUCUGUGCACCAAGCAGAACCCCUGCCUCAAUGGAGGAUACUGCACCGUCCAGUUCGGGGAGGUCCACUGCGACUGCUCUCACACACGCUUCCGGGGGAAAUACUGCAAAGAAGGAACAGAAGAGUACGCUGUGGAAGGUCUGGCGCACCUGACGUUAAACAGCCAAGGUAUGGUUCAUUCCGUUUUCCAUUCUUUUGUUUAGUGAGGAAUCAGAUCUGUGGGUCUCUCUCUCUCUC
Molecule: messenger RNA, 841 nt
Organism: Rhinichthys klamathensis goyatoka
Lineage: Eukaryota; Metazoa; Chordata; Actinopteri; Cypriniformes; Leuciscidae
Product: neurexin-2-like
Exons: 3
Coding region: 7-807 (266 amino acids)
Source: RefSeq, a predicted model, not a curated record